AUGCGGUUAUUGGGCUUCGUACCGACUGCAAGGAUGCUCUGCCUCCUACCUUAUUUAUCAGUGCUUGGAAUACGCCUACCUCGUGUAGUGGCAGGUUCCGUCGCAGGUCAGGCAGAAGGGGACUCAACAGAAGAGGAAGACGGAAGCUUCGAGAGUGCGUUUCAUCACGUGCACCUCCUUCCGCCAGAAGUUGACCUCACGCGGAGGAGUCACUUCCGCAACCUUCCACCCCUUUCUUCCAAAUCUCUUUACGGAAAGAGCUCCUUCUACAAGCUCUCGACCACCCGACCGCUGGCCGCUGGGACGGGGCGCACUUCCACUCUCUCCGGCUACGUCGGUGGCCAUGUCAAUUCUACCUCUAACCACGUCAACGACACAGUCAAUGGCACUUCAACUUCCUCUAGCUACCCCACGUCGACGGCACUCCUACUUCCUCCACUCAGCUCCCCCAUCAGCCACUUCAACGGCACCUCCUGUAGCCAACUCGACGGCAAGCUCUCUCUGUUGGAAAGGAGAAAGUUAUUGGGUAGAGUCCACGAUUCCUUCGUCAAAUCACUCUCACUACCUCCAGCCACGUCGACGGCAGUCUCUUCCUCCAGCCAUGUCGACGGUAAUUCCUUCCCCUCCAGCCACAUCGACGGCACUUCCUCUUCCUCCAGCCAGUUCGACGGCAGCUUACCUCGUUCUGCCGCUCCAACGGGCAGAAGCCAAGACACCCACGCGUGGUUGAAGCAGCAGCAUACUACAAGCAACAAGUCGCCCAGCCAACGCAGGAAAUGGAAUUCGGAAGGUGGUCGCCGCGUGCUCGCCGCGCUCCUGUCAACGUGGAGAAUACCGGGGCUCUCAGCCCCUAUCGAGUCACAUUUGGCACGGGCUGAUCAACCAUCAGAGUUCUGUGGCACCGGCGUUCGACACUCAGUUUUCGGGGACUUGCACGUCACUGAAGAUGCGUCCAUAGCCGCUCCUCUCAAGACUUACGAUUCCUGGCUGAACUACGAGUCACCGGCCCACUGUCGAAGCGACUCGAUCUUCUACUCUUUCUACCAGGCAACCGACGACCGACUGAAUAACGUAACUUCCGUUCUCUGUGGCCUUCUUCUCAUGAUUCUCAACCAGGAGUCAUCUUUUCUUCAACUUCUUCGCAACAGUCACGAGUACUCAGGGGCUGGGAAGACGUUCUUUCAACACGUCAGCAGCUGCGAUGCUCUAGGCAGGAUGAUUGUAUAUGCUGUCAACCAUGAAUGCCCGUACAGCACUAUGCUACUCAUCGAAGCCACUGGUCAGUUUCGCCGCCGCCGCCAGAGAGGAUAUAAGUGUCUUGUCUCUGAACUACCAAACCAGGAGGUUGAUUCGGCGGCUGCAAACGUCUACAUCAACCACGAAGAAGACAAGUUAAGGGUCCUGAGAGGCUACAGCCUUGAGCUCAGUGUCACGGUCAUUUCGCCUCUUACACAAAAAACACAUUCCUCUAGGUUGCUUCAGUUUGUCAUCAGCCGACUCGCUUUCACAGAAGACACACGCAGAAAGGCCCUGCACAACCACAAUUCGCUCUGGGCUCAUUAUGAAGGAAUUUUGACCAACAUCCGUGAAUGUUUGGAUGCAGAUUAUGGAAGCUCCGAUCCGCAAAGCCUAGCGCCCGAGUCACCGAACCCGAAUGAGAACCCGGUCCAAGACGAGAUACUAGCCCAAACCCUUAUCAGAUCUAUAGAAGAGCAGGUCGCCGUCGUCACUAGGGUCACGAACAUAAGCGGAGGUGCUAGUGACUUCAUACACCAAUCGGUUAAGGAGUUCUUAUUCGGGCGACCAGACAAGUCUAUGCCAUCAGGAAUCGAGCAUUACAAGAAUUUGGUUCUGUUGAAGCUUGAACUAACCAUAUCAAGGACGCUGCGGCCCGAGUAUCGCCUCGAUGGACCUGGGGUCCGCCAAACAUAUCCGCGUUUCGCAUCCUGA
Molecule: messenger RNA, 1950 nt
Organism: Colletotrichum abscissum
Lineage: Eukaryota; Fungi; Ascomycota; Sordariomycetes; Glomerellales; Glomerellaceae
Exons: 12
Coding region: 1-1950 (649 amino acids)
Source: RefSeq, a predicted model, not a curated record